CGAGAUUCAUGUUCGCCUGCUUUGUGAUCGAGCCAGAGAGAAUUGGCGGUGACGUUGAGAGUCUCGAAGAUGGGGACGGACCAGAGAGCAUGGAUGAGGACGUGGGGCAACAUCGCUUGGUGGAUUGUCACCAUUCACUCGGUGCCAUUCGCAAUCUACACUGUGCCCUUUAUAUACGGCAAGUUCGAGAUUUACAGAUACCUGACCGUGAGGGCUUCACUCGGGGACUUGGAAUCGGCAGGUCUUCAUGUUUUGAACAACCUCCGGACAUGGCAGAUUCAUGCAGCAGCAGCCCUGGCGUUUGUGACCAUUGGACCGCUGCAAUUUAACCCCUCAUUCCGAAACAAAUUCCCCGUUGCUCACAAACGGCUCGGUUAUGCAUUCGCAGCCUGCACCGUCAUCACAGCAGUGACUGGCGGGACGUCAAUGCUAAAGGCGACCGAGCUGGGUCCCAUAGCCGUGGCCAUGACGCCGUUCAUGUCCAUCUCGACUUUGACAGCCCUCGCAAUCUCCAUCAACGCGGCUCGGAACAAGGAUUUCGGGCGCCACCGACGCUGGAUGCUCCGCUCUGCCGCCAUCGGGUACUCGGUGAUGUACACCCGCACGUUACCGGUGCUGUUUGCGUGGACGUCGAUUCCUCCUGAGCAGGCGAUUGAUUACAGCUUCCCGCUCUCCGUGGCUCUGAACUGCGGCUUCGCGGAGCUUUACAUCCAAAUUUACUUGUCUGAGGUUCGAACCAAAGUGAAGUCCAUGCAUGGCAGCGGCGACAGCGCGCUCGCAGACAGCAGCAAGAAAAAGAAGGUGUGAUAGGACUGCGAUUGCGCAGCCGUCUUGCUGAUGAGGUGCCGUCAUUUGGGCGCAGUCGCCGUCAUAUGCCCAAAUCGCACACCACCUCGUGGCCACCGUGCGUGUGCGUCAACAUCAUUGUCCCGACUGGACUUGCGGUUGCGGCAGCGUCAGCGGCAGACUGUGCUUGCGCAGGGGUGCUUGUUUAGGGAUAUUGGGUUUCAGAUGGUUGCUUAACAGAUCUUGUGCCCAAGUGUCCACUUGAAUAUUUCAUCCUUUGCUAUGUAAAUGUUCCGAGUGGUGUGCCUUUCACUUAUUGGAAGGAUCUUGGUUGUACGAUGUGUCUUAGACAUUAGCAAAUUGCUUGAAUGUAUGUAUGUGUGUUUAUAUAUACAUUACUAAAUUGACCUACCCA
Molecule: messenger RNA, 1201 nt
Organism: Physcomitrium patens
Lineage: Eukaryota; Viridiplantae; Streptophyta; Bryopsida; Funariales; Funariaceae
Source: RefSeq, a predicted model, not a curated record